CUGUCGGGGCGAUCCCCCUUCAUAUGUCAAGCUCAGUCGCCACAGGACCCUGCGCGAUUGCGAUGCCAGUUGCGCUAGACUGUGGAACUGGUAGGAUUUCGAAUCGGCGACGUCAACGUAUCGAGCUGGACUCUACACCGCAAUGCUCGGUGUCGACCUCCAUAGGGAUCCCAGCACCACCGCAGUCACAUUGACCAAUCUAGAGGACUAAAAACGCAAUAUGGUGCGCCUGUGUGUGCCUGCUGGCGACGACCAGCAUGCUCUCACGCGCAGACCACGCCUUGGUUUCUCCGCCGCAGAACCGUCUCUGAUUUACUCUCCGUUUCGCGCCUGUCUCAUCGCUACUGGCUUUACAGCAUUCACUUCCAUACUUGGGCUGGCACGACCCGGCACCUUCCUACGUAACGCUGCCUUCUGUGGAUUGACCGACGGAGCGUUAACAGCAUUGGGUAUGUACGGGAGACAUGAGCUCAAUCGGGGUGUGUUCAAGCUGGAUGGAUUAGAAGACCCCAAGCCCUUCAAGCUAUGGGAGCGAACAAAACAGUGGACUCUGGAAGAUGCCUCUCUUUUUGGAGGCGCGAUCGGGCUUCUGAUUGCAUCGAACCCACGAAUGCUUCCCGGUGCCACUGGCAUGUCCCGGUUCUUCGGUGCUACAAUCGCGGGUUGUGCUAUCGGAGCGAAAACAGCAGAGUGGGCAUUCGCGCCACUCCAGGCGCAACGCAUAGAAUGGGCACUUACGAUGCAAAGGCGAGCACAUUAUCAGCGGCUUUCGCAGGACGAGAGAGCGAAAGCGUCGCUCUCGCGGUUCGGACAGGCAUUGCUGAUGUCGGACACUGGCGACAGCCCCCUCAUGCGGAUACUGAGCAAGCCAUUCGGAGGCUUGUCAGGACCGGGGAAUUCCGGCAGUGCUCCAGCCGUUCAUGGCCACAAAGAUGCGCAGGUGGAGGCUAUGCGACAGAUGAAGAUCCAGCAGGGGCACGCAAAGCGAUUCGUCGUCAUGCUGGCCGAGUUCGAAAUGGACGAGCUAGCAGCACCUGACUACGAGGGCGGCCACCGACAAUACCGCAUGGACGCAACGGAUACAGACCUGGAAGCAUUGCAAGAGCAUUUGGAAGAUUUGAACAAACUACAAGCCGAGGAAGUCAAAGAGCUAGCGUUCGUGUGGCAGGAGCUGGCACCCAAAGAACACAAGUUGCACCAGCUACCACAGGAAGAUCCCGAGAAGGAACUCACACGCCGCGAGCUACAGCUACUCAAUAGUAUCGCGACUCACACCAGCGUCCGAUUGGCUGUUAUUGCGUAUGCACAGGCCGAUGCCCGUAAGCGACUUGCCCAGAUCAGAAACGAGGACCCAACCGCGAUCUCGAAGAUACGAAUGUCUGCGUCAGGCGAGUCGACCUCGAACGAAGAUUUUGACGAGAGCUACGUACCACAGAGGGUCGCUGCACGCAUCCGCAAGCGUUGGGAGAGCUGCAGGACUGAUGCGGCACAGAUCGAGCACAUGCUUUCCCAGUUUGAUGAACUGAAAGCUCAAGGGUUGAUGCACGGUCUUAUGGAUGCCGCCACUAACGAGUCAGUUAAGAACAUCAGAGAAACCCAAGCCCAGCUAAAUCUGAACAUUGUCGCGACAGAAAGGCUGCUGAGAGCUUAUGAGGACCGGAUCAGCAAGGUAGAUGCAGGACUGAGCAAAUGAUCGCCAUGCCUAGUGGAGUCGUCACCAUACGAGAACCUUCUGGAUGCCAGACCGAAACCUCAGACACAUCGUGCGAUUGCCUACUCAUAGCCACUCAUAUGGUGGCUCCUGCCAUCGCGACACCAAGCCGUCAGACCUUGCUGUGGUCGCAUUGGGCCGAUUGCA
Molecule: messenger RNA, 1858 nt
Organism: Didymella exigua CBS 183.55
Lineage: Eukaryota; Fungi; Ascomycota; Dothideomycetes; Pleosporales; Didymellaceae
Exons: 2
Coding region: 221-1693 (490 amino acids)
Source: RefSeq, a predicted model, not a curated record